Mesoplodon densirostris (Blainville's beaked whale) is the source of this 1018-nucleotide messenger RNA. It is a transcript of the gene ST6GALNAC3, whose product is annotated as ST6 N-acetylgalactosaminide alpha-2,6-sialyltransferase 3. The transcript has 5 exons. NCBI's taxonomy places the organism in Eukaryota, Metazoa, Chordata, Mammalia, Artiodactyla, Ziphiidae. Gene Ontology annotation, molecular function: alpha-N-acetylgalactosaminide alpha-2,6-sialyltransferase activity. The record is from RefSeq and is a predicted model, not a curated record. The coding region runs from base 101 to 1018 and encodes 305 amino acids. Gene Ontology annotation, biological process: oligosaccharide metabolic process; ganglioside biosynthetic process.
UGGAGCGGUCCUGCAGCGGUACCAGCCUCCAGCCUGUCGCCUGGACUGCCCCUGACCCAGGAGCCCCGCUGCUCGGUGGCAGGAGGGCCGGCGGAGCGCCAUGGCCUGCAUCCUGAAGAAAAAGUCUGUGAUUGCAGUGAGCUUCAUAGCAGCGUUCCUCUUCCUGCUGGUUGUGCGCCUUGUGAAUGAAGUGAAUUUUCCCUUGCUACUAAACUGCUUUGGACAACCUGGUGCAAAAUGGAUACCAUUCUCCUACACAUACAGACGGCCCCUUCGAACUCACUAUGGAUACAUAAAUGUGAGGACGCAAGAGCCUUUGCAACUGGACUGUAACCUUUGUGCCAUAGUGUCAAACUCAGGUCAGAUGGUUGGCCAGAAGGUGGGGAACGAGAUAGAUCAGUCUUCCUGCAUUUGGAGAAUGAACAAUGCCCCCACCAAGGGCUAUGAAGAAGAUGUUGGCCGCAUGACAAUGAUUCGAGUUGUAUCCCAUACCAGCGUUCCUCUUUUGCUGAAAAACCCUGAUUAUUUUUUCAAGGAAGCAAAUGCUACUAUUUAUGUUAUUUGGGGCCCCUUCCGCAAUAUGAGGAAAGACGGCAAUGGCAUUGUUUACAACAUGUUGAAAAAGACUGUUGACAUCUAUCCCAAUGCCCAGAUUUACGUGACCACAGAGAAGCGCAUGAGUUACUGUGAUGGAGUGUUUAAGAAGGAAACUGGGAAAGACAGAGUCCAGUCUGGCUCUUAUCUCAGCACGGGUUGGUUUACCUUCAUUCUGGCCAUGGAUGCCUGUUAUGGCAUUCACGUCUACGGGAUGAUAAAUGACACCUAUUGCAAGACAGAAGGGUAUAGAAAAGUCCCCUACCAUUACUAUGAACAAGGAAGAGACGAAUGUGAUGAAUAUUUUCUCCAUGAACACGCCCCAUAUGGGGGGCAUAGGUUUAUCACUGAAAAGAAAGUGUUUGCUAAAUGGGCCAAGAAACACAGGAUAAUAUUUACACACCCAAACUGGACAGUGUCUUGA